CAGAACAACAUUAAGAGUAAUGGGAGGGAAUUCAUCUCAACCUGCCAGCGCCACUAAGACAUCUCAACCUGCCAGCACCCCUCCUCACUUUUUAGUCAGCCAUGGAGGACUAUCCCAAAUAAAGUCAGCUGGCAGACUUUCUCUUUAAAGCUGCAGAUGUUGACUCCCGUUAGCGGUGUGCUGACCAGGGAUCGCAGGAAAAGGCAGGCUCUUAUGCCGUGCUUUAAUCCUUUGUUGUGAGUUCCAAAACUCACACCGGUGUAGGCGAGCGAGGUGAGAAGAAGUUUUCUCAGGAGUUUUAUCACUUGGACAGCGCCCGUCAUCAAGCUGCAUCAGGUUACGAUCACAUGAGGAGCAACCAGGAAAAUUUGGAUUUUGUGAAAUCUUAUCGACCUCAAAACAAGGAAGUCAGUCAUCUCAGAAUUCUUCUUCACGGACCAGUUGGUGCUGGCAAGUCCGGUUUCAUCAACUCUGUAGAUAGCGUGUUUCAAGGCAGGAUUACCAACAGAGCUUUGACAGAUGCAACCUCUGGGAGCAGCUUUACCAAAAAAUACACAACUUACAAAUUCCACAAAGAUCAAGACAGCUUUUACUCUUUCAUUUUCAAUGACACCAUGGGCCUUCAGCUAAACAAUGGAGUUCAUGUGGAAGACAUCAAACUGGCCCUGAAUGGACAUGUAACAGAAGGUCACAAGUUCAGUCUUGAACACCAAUUGAAGGAGAAAGAUGAGGGCUACAACUCAUCUCCCACUCUGGAUGACAGAGUUCAUGUUCUGGUUUCUGUCGUUCCUGCUGGCUCAGUAUCUUCAUUAAGUGAUGAAGUUUUGAAGAAGAUGAGAGAAGUCAGAAUGACAGCUAGUGAAAUGGGUAUUCCCCAACUAGGUAUUCUCACCAGAGUUGAUGAAGCCUGUCCUAAGGUCAAAACAGAUUUAAAAAAUAUCUAUAAGAGCAAGUACCUGAAGCAACAGGUUGAGAAAUUCAGUGUGUUGCUGGGUAUUUCACUCAACUGCAACUUUCUUGUGAAGAACUACAAUUCAGAAAUCAACACCAACGAUGACAUUAAUGUGUUGAUACUGGGCGCACUGAGACAGAUGAUUACCUCUGGAGAAGACUUCCUCAACAGCCUGUAGACCUACGUACUACUGACACAAAUCUAGCAUGAUUAAAGCAUUAAAAAGUAAUUUCAAACAGUAAUCAGCAUCAUAGUUUAGACUGAUUUCUAUUAUUGUGUAAUUCAUAUUCAUGUGAUUCUUUCUUACAUCCUUCCUAGUGGAGUUCAUAUUUUGUCAAAAUGUAUCUUAUUGAUAAGCUGUAAAAAAAACAUGGUAAUGCUGAAAGAAUGCUUGUUUGUAUUGAAAAUCAAAGAGUGCUAACUUAAAUAAUACACAAUAUUCACAAUUAUACAACCAUGAUAUAAAAAUUUGGUGAAA
This is a messenger RNA of Dicentrarchus labrax (European seabass), 1430 nucleotides long. Its product is annotated as interferon-induced protein 44-like. Lineage: Eukaryota; Metazoa; Chordata; Actinopteri; Moronidae. The transcript is spliced from 9 exons. The record is from RefSeq and is a predicted model, not a curated record. Bases 348 to 1130 code for a protein of 260 amino acids.